Hirsutella rhossiliensis is the source of this 1293-nucleotide messenger RNA. RefSeq lists its product as uncharacterized. NCBI's taxonomy places the organism in Eukaryota, Fungi, Ascomycota, Sordariomycetes, Hypocreales, Ophiocordycipitaceae. Bases 1 to 1293 code for a protein of 430 amino acids. The transcript has a single exon. The record is from RefSeq and is a predicted model, not a curated record.
AUGGCGACGCGUGCCACAUCACCCAGCACGCAUAACUCGGGCAUUCCUGAUGGAGAGGAGCCAGUUAAGGCCGAAGGAGGGUCAGACCCAUCUGGUUCAGGGAACUGCAAGAGAGACUUGAAAUUCUGUUCAACGGAGACAGAUGAAGAAAAACCCGGGCCGAAGAAAACCCCCGAGGAACCGACCAAGGAACCCAUCCCGGAGGUCGAGCCGGCCGCGGUAGGGCCCGGAAAGGAGAUUGCAGAGGCACGACUGCCGCUGAAGGCCACGCUAGUCAAGGGCAUCAGCGAGCUUCAGCUGCUGCAGCUCGUGACCAACAUCGUGAACGCUGCUGCGGCCCGCAUACAGGCGGUGCAGGGCGACUCUCACCUCUCGGGCCUCGAAAAGGUCGGAUCGGUGCUGGUGGGCGUCAUCAACGACACGAUGCCCGGCGUCAAGGAAAUCGAGGACCGGACGGCCAAGCUGUACGGCGACAUAAAGGGCAUCAAGGCGGACAUGCUGACCGGCGAAAAGGCCGCGCUCAUAGCCACGCUGACGCUGGCGUACAAAGACGAUGUGGAGCUCAUCAUAUUCGAAAACUACUUCCCGGGCGUCCCCGAGAUCAUUACCAACUACCAAAAGGAGGUCGCCGAAUACAAGAGCUUGAAGGGCAACAUGUCGACGGCCGAGCGGAACGCCAAGAUUGCGUGGCUCAUCACCAAAGGGACCCUGCACACCAUCAACGACGUGGCUCGAGACUGGGUCCCCGGAGUCACGGAGGCCGAGGACAGCGUGCGGGACGAGUUCGUGCGCAUAAAGGCCAUGGCGGAAGACCCCAAGACCGACUUCUGGUCAGUCGCCGGCGAGUUUUUCUUGAACCCCUUCAAGAUAGCCGUCGAAGCCGUGCACAGCUUCGCGAAACACUAUGGCCCCGGCGUGGAGCUGGUGGAGAAGCUCACGAUAGCCGGGCCGGACGGCAAGAGCCCCUCCCCCAAGGACAAGGACAGCCCACCGCCAGACAUGGACGACGAGAUCACGGACAACGAGAUCGCGCACAGCGUCAAGCCCGUCGGCCUGCAGCCCCCGGCCGGGCUGUCCAAGUCCGACCUCGAGCAGUGGGGACCCUUCCUCAACAACAAGCUGGACCCGGAGGAAGCCGCCCAGUGCGUGCAGGGCAAGGUCGCCGAGGAGAAUAAAAAGCGGGUCAAGCACGGAAAGGACGCCUGGAGGAGCAAGCUGCCCCAGCUGUCGAAGCAGUGUUUCGAGGAGCUGUUCAGGGAUUUCUUAGGCAAGGGCAUGCAUCAAGGGUUUUGA